Hibiscus syriacus is the source of this 735-nucleotide messenger RNA. Its product is annotated as putative F-box protein At5g55150. The record is from RefSeq and is a predicted model, not a curated record. Gene Ontology annotation, molecular function: protein binding. Bases 1 to 735 code for a protein of 244 amino acids. NCBI's taxonomy places the organism in Eukaryota, Viridiplantae, Streptophyta, Magnoliopsida, Malvales, Malvaceae. The transcript has 2 exons.
AUGGUUGCGGGAAGGCACAAUUUGGCUGACUCAAAGGCCAAAUCUGGUUUGGAUCGGUUAAGGGAAUUUGCGGCCAGUGCCCCUGAUUGGGCUAAUCUUCCAGGUGAUCUUUUAACAAGUGUUGCAGACAUGGUUCACUCGGUUCGAGAUCGUAUUCGUAUGACCGCAGUCUGCCGGUCAUGGCAAACUUCUCUAGUGGAUCAAAAACUCAACUUCCCUCCCUGCUUAUUGCUAACAAAAACGGGUGACAAAUGUUGCUUUUACGACAUUUCGGGAGAAGAAAUAUUGGUGGAGCUCGAUUUGCCUGAGAUACGAGGAAGGAGAUGUUGGGGUAGUCCUUUUGGUUGGCUGGUAACAUGGGGCCCUGACCUCGAAAUUCAAUUGUUUAAUCCUUUGUCGAAAGCCACACGUCCCCUUCCUUCGUUACGCCCGUUGAACCCCUACUUGUUGGAGAAACCAACAUUAUCUUCAAGCCCUGAUGAUUCGGACUUCGAUUGUAUAGUUCUUGCCAUUUAUUCGGAACAUUGCUCGUUAGCUUUCGCGAAGCCCGGCGAUCAAGCAUGGACACCGAUCGAGGAUAUCAAGGGAGUAGACGACGCCAUUUACUUCAAGGGUAGUAUCUACGCUUGUCAAAGUACCGGUGAGAUACUAUCGUACCAAGAUUUACGUGGGACUCUAUCGAAAGCCGUCGUAUUCCCACCACUAUCUCCGACUCCGGAAGAAAAAUCUAUUUGA